AUGGCUUCCAAUUUAAGAACUGUGAUUGAAAAUGACGUCUUCAUACGAAGAAAAGGAGACAAGUAUUUGACAUCGAUUGUUUCGAACGCUUUCAACAACAUCGCUGCAAAAAGCCAGUAUAUUGGAGAUGACAUGAAGAUUGACCUGAUCUUUCUAACGGAUGUUCUUGGCCUAGAAACCUUGACCUUUCCAGGCGAUUCUACGGUAGAUUUGUCAGCUCAGAUUGAAACAUCCACUGGUGAGACAUAUUACAUGAUGCAGUCAAUUGUCAACGCCGCGGUACCAGACAAUUUAAAGCAACUACGACCGGUCAACGACAUUUAUGCCGGCAGAGAACAGAUAUCUCAGAUGUUGUCCAUAAUUGGAGGUGGGAUAAACCUGACAGAUACAAGCCUUAGUGACGACGAGAGGGCCUGGUUGUAUUUCCGCCUGCAGAAAAAAUUGGCGUUUCAAACAGCAGCCAAGAAAGUAAAUGGCAAAAACGCAGCUGCAAUGGCGAUUAGCCUUGCUCAAAAGAACCAGGACGAGCUUCGAGUCUGCAAAACAUGCAGCAAUCAAAAUAGUACAAAAACGGAACAGCUUGUGUCAAAAAACAACGCAGCGAACAUAACGACCAGUAUGACCAACACCAAAACAUCAGCCUUCCAACUGACCGGGUUAAUUGACGCCAUUGCAAACAGCAGUGCUGGCAGGAAGAAGAGAUCUCUGGAAGACAUUGCGGGAGAAGAUGUUUCAGUGUCUGCCUUUGAAUUCACAGAAAAUGUUUACAUGUAUGAUACGGACGGCAUGUCGAGUUAUGUCACAUCGAAUGUAUUACGUAUCGACGUCAAAACACCAACGGCGCGUGUAACACCCGGUUAUAUUACGUUUGAACAAGACGUCAUAACGCCUGCCGCUGUAACUAUUUCUCCCAAGGACAUAGUUGACGACGAAGAUGCAUCUGAAUUUACAUACCAUCGUUUUAUAUACGGAAAAGCAAGCGAUAACGUCUGUUUGAUGGUCAAGCCAAUAGGGGUUGUCACAUUUAAAACAUACGACGUAUAUUUGGGGCUCAGCGUGUCUCCCUCAAUCAAGGAGUUUCAUUUGAAAUUUACGUUGGAUGUUGAAAACAAUUGGCAGACGUGCAUUGACUCCAGAGAAAUGAUUGGACACACGGGAUCUGUCUAUUACGCUGUACAUGUACCCGGAGAAGUGAAACAGAUUGACUAUAACCUCACAUUGAUAACUGUUGGGUGCCUGACAUGGAACGAAAUGCAGACAAAAUGGGAAACGGACAAAUGUGAGAUGGAAUGGAAACCGUCAGUAAAUAGAAUCGUUUGUUUUUGCAAAGAAGUUACGGAUCUUGUUUUUGCAAAUUCUUUUUUCGUUGCACCCAAUACGAUAGACUUUGCGACAGUGUUUCUCAAAUUUUCUCCACUGAGCCAAGCUGCAGUUCUAGGUGCUCUGUCAAGUCUACUGUUGAUAUACAUCGUGGCAGUGCUGUUUUUGAUCGGAUUGGAUAGGCGGGACCAGCUGAAGUGGGGUGUUACACCAUUACGCGACAACGCUCUUGGAGACAGCAACUACUAUAUGAUAAAGGUUAUGACAGGAAUGCGGCGGGGGGCAGGGACCACAUCUAGAAUCGCAUUUGUUUUGACCGGAGCCGAGGGCGAUACUGGUCCGCGUGAAAUGUUCGAUGGAGUAAGAAAGGAAUUUAGCACUGGAAGCGUUAUGUCAUUCUUCAUGGCGACAAAGCGACACUUGGGACCGCUAGAACACCUUUACAUUUGGCAUGAUAACCAGGGUGAUGGGGACGAAGCCUCGUGGUAUCUCAACCAAGUUGUUGUCUACGACAUUGAAACUAAGACAGUGUACACCUUUGUUGCAGAGAAAUGGCUGUCGGUGGAAACGGAAGUUGAUACAAAUAUCCCAGUUACAGCACCUGAGAAACCAGUGCAGUUUGAAAGCAGAUUUUUCUAUCAGACACGAGACCGGCUGUCAGAGAGUCACAUGUGGGUAUCGAUUCUAUACCGACCGGAAACAAGCACUUUUACCAGGGUUCAAAGGGCAUCCUGUGCUCUGGUGUACAUCAGUCUUACCAUGAUUGCCAAUGCCAUGUAUUUCAACCCUGAAGAAGAGUAUGAAAGUCCGCCACUUGUUCAAGCCGGACCAUUUAGAUUCACAGCGCAACAGAUUUUCAUCUCAAUAGUGUGUGCCCUUAUAACAACCCCUCCUGUGAUGCUCCUCAUAUUUCUGUUCAAACGAACCAAGCGAAGACCUCCAGGAGCUGGAAUAUACUGCAGUUGUUGCUGCGGUGGAUCGUGUUGCCGAUCGUGCAGUGUUUGUUGCUGGCGAUUGUUUAGAACACCAGAGAAAGAGAAACAAAGGCUGUAUGAGCAAAUGUUGAAAACGAAAAUGCUUUGCGCGAAUGUGCCAGAAUUCUCUGGAUUUUACCUUCCCUGGUGGUGCAUAUAUUUUGCAUGGGCCUUGUUUUUAGCGGGUACAAUUGUCCCAGCAUUCUUUGUGUUGUUGUACAGUAUGCAGUGGGGAAAACAGAAGUCAGAAGAAUGGUUAACUUGUCUUUUGAUGUCCAUGUUUGAAUCAAUGUUGAUCGUGGAUCCUUUCAUGGUUGUGCUGAUAGCAUUUGUGUUAGCCUGUAUCUUUAAAACAUCGAGAGAGGACAAAACUAUCGACGUUAGUGUUAUGAUUGAAAACUACCGGAAGUCAAUAGGAGAAACUCAAGAUAACGUAUCUUCAAGCAUCACCAUACUGAAACGCCUUACGGACGAAUAUCGGUCUUAUGUGUCACUUCCUAGAAGCAUCACACAACCCUUAAAAGGAGCGAACCUUGAACGAGUUGCAAAUAUCUGGAAAAAUGAACAAGAUUUAAUGGCAGUUUUCAAGGACAUUAUUCUCAAUCUGCUGUUUAUGUUCAUCAUUUUCUCUAUUGCAUUUAGCAAUCGGGAUGACAGGUCUUACCAACUUCACGAGGUAAUAAUCAACCAGUUUGUGACGCCAUGGAGACAGCCACACUUUGCGCAGAUAAAGACCCAAGGAGACAUGUACAAUUGGCUCAAUGUGUCUGUUAUACCAAGCUUAUUUCCGGAGUUCGAUAUAAACGGAAGUCCACUGCAUUGGUACGACAAGAAAUUCAUGGCUGGUUACAAUACCAUGAAGCUUGGACCCCCCAGGCUGCGGCAGCUACGGGCAAAAAACGGCACAACGUGUUUUAUACCAUACAUCGGAGACGUGCAAUGCUUUGAUGAGUACAGCAUUUUCACAGAAGACGAGGAAGAGUUCUGUAUUGGUUGGGAGAGUACGCCGUGUAACGAUAUUGAGAGUGCGUUCAAUGUUUCUGUUGAUGCCUGGAGCUUUACAUCAGCUGUCGACAUUUGGGGACUGCCUUUGUCUGGAUUUUACACAACUUACGGUGGAGGAGGAUAUAUCGCACAGUUUGACGUUGGUAGAGACGUCUCCAUCGAACUUGUAAACGAAUUGUUUCGAUCGUUAUGGGUCGAUCGACAGACGCGGGCUGUUUUCUUCGAAUUCACGCUAUACAGUCCUUCUACAAAUAUGUUUAUUUACAACGUAUUCCUGAUAGAGUUUCCACAAACUGGGGGAGCUUUUACAACAUACUGGGUGUAUCCGAUACGGGUGUAUACGCAUGUUGGUGCGAUUGGAACGUUUACUCUAUUUUGUGAAGUUAUUUUCGUCAUCUAUUUAGUCGUCCUUCUCGUUAAAUUGUGCAUACGUAUUUAUCAAAAACGAAUGGAAUUCUUUUCCGAGUUCUGGCAAGUUUAUGAGCUGCUCAUGUUCUCUCUCGGUGUGACAUCAAUUGCAAUAUAUGCUAUUCGUCUAGGGUUUACCUACAUGACAAUUGACAAAUACAAAGAAAACAUAAAAAAUUUCGUCAACUUCAGCCAUAUUGUUUUUUGGGAUCAAAUUCUUGUCGCCUGUUUAAGCAUUCUUGUGUUUAUGGCAACUCUUAGAUUCUUGGAGGUGUUUGCUACUUCAAAGAAAGUCAGUGCUUUGGUAAAUGUGUUUCGAGAAUGUGGUAAAGACUUGUUUUGGUAUGGCACAGCAUUUCUACAUAUGUUUCUAGGCUUUUCUUUCCUAGGAUACCUGUUGUUUGGAUCUCGUCUGUUGUCGUAUAUGAGCGUCUUCAAGUGCUUAGGCACGCUGUUCAUUUCAAUGAUCGGGAAAAGCAAAUUUACUGAAAUCAAUGAAACGCAGCCAUUGUUGGCUAAGAUAUAUUUUCUCUUUUACAUUUUGACCAUAGUAUUCUUUGUGUUAUCUAUCUUUCUGUCCAUUCUUGGUGCAAGUAUUGAUAACUCUGUUCAAGAUGCAAAGGCAGACAGUAAAGAAGAUUUAUUUGAGCUUCUGAUACGUAAAGUGAAAACAAUGAUUGCAAAGCCAGACGCCAGUAAGAAAUCCUCACCGAAUAUGCCAUCUCAGCGCUCAAGUGAUAAAAUCAAUCGAAUGUUGUCUUUGACGCCUCCUCCGUUCCAAGUAUUCCAUUUGGGGGACUCACAGACAGGGAAUCAAGGGAGUAAGGCCAUCAUGAACAAUUUGCUAUCUCCAAAUAAACUUGAAGAAAGGAUCAAUAGCCAGGCGUUAAGCCGUAAAAAAUCAGACCGGCGAAAAAAAGGGCCAGUUUCUUUGGAUUGA
This is a messenger RNA of Mya arenaria, 4647 nucleotides long. Its product is annotated as polycystic kidney disease protein 1-like 2. The coding region runs from base 1 to 4647 and encodes 1548 amino acids. Gene Ontology annotation, biological process: detection of mechanical stimulus. Gene Ontology annotation, cellular component: membrane. The record is from RefSeq and is a predicted model, not a curated record. Lineage: Eukaryota; Metazoa; Mollusca; Bivalvia; Myida; Myidae. Gene Ontology annotation, molecular function: protein binding; calcium channel activity; calcium ion binding. The transcript is spliced from 22 exons.